UGGCGGUGGCCACGCGGCCUGCUAGGCCCCUUCUCAGAUCCGGCGGCUGCAUGGCUUCGGUCUCCGCUGCCGCCUCCUCGGGCGGCGCGGCCCGGAACCUGCUGCAGUUCCUGCGGCUGGUGGGGCAGCUCAAGAGGGUCCCACGGACUGGCUGGGUAUACAGGAAUGUAGAGAAGCCAGAGAGUGUAUCUGAUCACAUGUACAGGAUGGCAGUUAUGGCUCUGGUGACCAAAGAUGACCAGCUUAACAAAGACCGAUGUGUACGCCUAGCCCUGGUUCACGAUGUGGCAGAAUGCAUCGUUGGGGACAUAGCACCAGCAGAUAACGUCCCCAAAGAAGAAAAACAUAGGCGAGAAAAGGAAGCUAUGAAGCAGCUAACCCAGCUUCUGCCAAAGGACCUCAGUAAGGAGCUCUAUGAACUUUGGGAAGAGUAUGAGACCCAGUCCACUGCAGAAGCCAAAUACGUGAAGCAGCUGGACCAGUGUGAGAUGAUUCUACAGGCGUCGGAAUAUGAAGACCUUGAGAACAGACCUGGGAGACUGCAAGAAUUUUAUGAUUCCACAGCAGGAAAAUUCAGUCACCCUGAAAUAGUCCAGCUUGUGUCUGAACUUGAGGCAGAAAGGAACACCUGCAUCGCUGCAGCCUCCAGUGAGCCACACUCCUGAGAUGUUCUCUACAUGCCUGUGAUUCUGGAAGAAACCUGUUAUCUUUCCAUUUCAUGGCAUUGUGUUUGCCACCGUAAGUCUGUUGAUUUCCCCAGAUGUGAGUCUGUUUACUUUCAGUUGUCCAGACUCCAACAAGAAGCGGCAUGUCAUUCGGGCAAUAAAAGAAGCUAUAGAACAGGAUAUGGUGAUCAAAAUGGUAUAGAUGAAAACUUGAGGGGGGAAGCCUUUUUUAUGAGCUGAAUAAAUAAAUGUUAAAAGCCUACAA
Molecule: messenger RNA, 930 nt
Organism: Loxodonta africana (African savanna elephant)
Lineage: Eukaryota; Metazoa; Chordata; Mammalia; Proboscidea; Elephantidae
Gene: HDDC2
Product: HD domain containing 2
Exons: 6
Coding region: 51-665 (204 amino acids)
Cellular component (GO): cytoplasm
Molecular function (GO): 5'-deoxynucleotidase activity
Source: RefSeq, a predicted model, not a curated record